Eremothecium gossypii ATCC 10895 is the source of this 540-nucleotide messenger RNA. RefSeq lists its product as uncharacterized. Lineage: Eukaryota; Fungi; Ascomycota; Saccharomycetes; Saccharomycetales; Saccharomycetaceae. Bases 1 to 540 code for a protein of 179 amino acids. The record is from RefSeq and is marked provisional. The transcript has a single exon.
AUGAUGUUGCUCGCAAGCGUACCACUCAGCUAUCUGUACCGGCGCUUUGUCGGGAAGUAUAAACUGGAGAUGGAAGACCCUUACUUCGAAGAGGUGGAGUUCGAGAAGAGGCCGUUCUGGGGGGGCAGCACGAAGGUGGUGAAACGGCGCCGCGAGAAGGUGAUCCCCGAUCACAUCCCUAAGAGGGACAAGAAUGUGCUUCAGAGGCUGAAAAAGCGCGCGUACGGGAUGGACAUGGCCUUUAGCCUCUGCGGGCUGCGUUUCGGCUGGCUGGGCAUUCUGGGGAUGCUGCCUGUGGUGGGGGACAUUGCCGGCGUGGUAAUGUCGCUGUUGACACUGCGAGAGGCCAACGGCGUGCAAGGCGGGCUGCCCAUGGGCGUGGUGCUGGCGUUCCUGCUGAACAUCGUGGUGGAUUUCGUGGUCGGGCUCAUCCCGCUGGUCGGCGACAUGAUCUCCAUUGCCUACAAGGCCAACUCGCGUAACGUGCUCGUGCUGGAGAGAUACCUCAGCCAGAAGUACGCUAAGCAACAUGCGGACUGA